GAUCACAUGACUUGAUCCUUUCCGGAAGUAUGGUGCACGAUGAGCAAAGUUGAUCCUGGCUAUGGCAUCAACAUUAAACACGUUUGUGGUUUUAUUUCUCUGCGUUUCGGAAGCAUGUUGUGAUAUAGGCGACACGCCGUCCUCGGAGUCGAAGGACUGUGGCUGUAAGGGACUGAAAAGGGACGAGACAGUUGACAUAAGUGAAGAAAACACACUAAAUCAUCACGAUGGUGCAAACAUAUACACCGAAACAGCAAACAAAAGACUUCACACGCCAGAACGUGAUAUACGUAGUAAGUUGGUUCUCCUGCAGGGAGGUUGGUUUUUAAUGGGUACAGAUGAUCCAGGAAUACCACAGGAUGGAGAAGGACCUCAGAGGAGAGUGUGGCUGGACCCUUUUUACAUUGAGGAGCAUGAGGUCACAAACCAGCAGUUCCAGUCCUUCAUCAACCAGACAGGUUACAUCACAGAGGCUGAGCGUUUUGGAGACUCGUUUGUUUUUGAGGGACUGCUGAGUGAGGAGGUAAAGAGCACCCUGUCACAUGCGGUGGCUGCUGCUCCUUGGUGGUCACCAGUUAAAGGGGCAGACUGGAUACAUCCAGAAGGGCAAGAUUCAACAAUAAAACACAGAAUGAAUCACCCAGUGCUGCAUGUGUCCUGGGCUGACGCUCAGGCUUACUGUCGCUGGGCCGAGCGCAGACUUCCCACUGAAGCCGAGUGGGAGUUAGCCUGUAGAGGAGGAUUGCAGGAUAGAAUGUAUCCAUGGGGAAAUAAACUGAUGCCUAAGGGGCAGCACUAUGCUAACCUGUGGCAGGGAGAUUUUCCUAAUCACAACACAGCAGAGGAUGGCUAUAUCAACACAUCACCGGUGAUGUCAUUUCCUGCCAAUGGCUUUGGUCUGUAUGACAUGGUUGGGAAUGCAUGGGAGUGGACAGCAGACUGGUGGAAUGUUCAUCACACUACAGAGGAAAAAUACAACCCCAAAGGACCAGAAUCAGGGACAGACAGAGUCAAGAAAGGAGGCUCUUAUAUGUGCCACAAGUCAUACUGCUACAGGUACAGGUGUGCGGCCCGUAGUCAGAACACCCCUGACAGCUCUGCCUCUAACCUGGGUUUCCGUUGCGCCUCUGACCCUGAUCCAUAAACUUAAACAUCAGAUUUUAUACUGUCGUAAAUUGAGAAGGUGCUUUGGCUUCUGAAGAAAUAGGACUUAAAUAGUAAUAAAGGUAUUUUUGUAAAGAA
This is a messenger RNA of Misgurnus anguillicaudatus (oriental weatherfish), 1242 nucleotides long. It is a transcript of the gene sumf1, whose product is annotated as sulfatase modifying factor 1. NCBI's taxonomy places the organism in Eukaryota, Metazoa, Chordata, Actinopteri, Cypriniformes, Cobitidae. Gene Ontology annotation, cellular component: endoplasmic reticulum. Gene Ontology annotation, biological process: protein oxidation. The record is from RefSeq and is a predicted model, not a curated record. Gene Ontology annotation, molecular function: formylglycine-generating oxidase activity.